GAGAAGGGAGCCGAUGGUCUAGAUUCGAUCAAAUCACUUGCUUUUGUAUACGGAGAGACUGAUAAUCCAUAUACAAAGACCAGCGAACUAUUUACCUGGCUUUUUGGCCACGAAAUCGCUGACACAGUCCUGUUGCUUCUCAAUGAUCACAUUUACAUUCUCGGAAGUAAUCGCAAAGUCGAAUUCUUCGGAUCAGUCACUGGAGACAAUCAGAGCUCAGGAAAAGUGCCAACAGUCAGCACACUGCUCCGCGAUAAAACCGAUAAAGACGCUGGAAACUUUGAAAAGCUCAUUGAUCACAUCAAAAGUGCAGGCGGAGAUGUUGGAAAUUUCGUCAAAGAGAAAUUCAGCUCGGAAUUCGUCAGUUCGUGGAAUAAGGCGCUCGAGGAAGGCGGUGUCAAUAAGAAUGACGUUACUCUCGCGUUUACUCAUCUGUUCGCAGUUAAAGACGAUAAGGAGAUGGAUUUGAUUCGAAAAUCAGCACAGGCUACAACCGCAUCAUGGACAGCUGCGAGAGCUCGCUACGUGGAGAUCAGUGAUAAUGAAAAGCGAGUCCGUCACUCUGUUCUCUCCAAUCAGUUUGCCGCCUUCAUGAAGGAUUCAAAAGUACAACAGGCACUGGCCAAGUAUGAAGCCGACACAUGCUAUGAUCCAAUCGUAAUGUUGGUGGAAAUUACUAAUUCAAAUGGAAUCAUGAAAGCUCGGUCUCAUCUUCACAGCCAGUUUGGAACAAUCAUCACCUCGUUUGGAGCACGUUUAUCAAAAUAUUACCACAAGAUGCAGACGUUCAGAAGAUGUUGAUUUUCGUGGAUCGCAAGUAUGAUUCUGUGGUUGUUCCAAUAUUUGGAAUUCCUGUCCCAUUCCAUAUCUCUAUGAUAAAGAAUUGUUCGCAAUCAGUUGAAGGCGAUUUAACAUAUCUUCGAAUCAACUUUGCCACUCCAGGAUCUCAAGUUGGAAAGGAUAGUGGGCAAUUCCCACAUCCACUUGCACACUAUAUGAAGGAGUUCACGUUCCGUGCGAGCAACAUCAAGGAUCAUCACAGUGAUUCGACUGCUCCGAGCCGUAAUUUGAGCACCGCAUUCCGAUUUAUCAAGGAAAUGCAGAAGAGAUUCAAGUCUGAAGAGGCUGAACAACGGGAGAAGGAAGGCGCUGUUAAGCAGGACAAAUUGAUUUUGAGCCAGAACAAAUUGAAUCCAAAGCUCAAUCUUCUGAUUUGUCCAAAUAUUAUUCAGAAGCUUAUCACCGGAUCGUUGGAGGCUCAUACUAAUGGAUUUAGAUACACAUCUCUUCGCGGUGAUCGUAUCGAUGUUCUCUACAACAAUAUCAAAAUUCUUCCAAGCCUCAGAUGGUCGCCCAAAUCCUGAUGAGCAAUAUCGAUAAGAUAAAAGAAUAGCUUCACACUUGCGAUAUUUGGUACAGUGAAGGAAUUCAAUCACUCAAUUGGGCAAAAGUUAUGAAGACAAUCACUGAUGAUCUUGAAGCAUUCUUUGAAGAAGGUGGAUGGAGUUUCCUGAAUGCUGAAUCUGAUAAUGAAGAGGCAAUGGAUGAUUCUGAUGAUUCGGAUGCUUAUGAUCCUGAAGAAGAAGAUGCAUCUGCUGGAUCAGGAAGUGAAAGUGAUGAAGAUGAAAGUGAAGGUGAAGAGACUGAAUCCGAUGAUGAUGAUGAAGGAUCGUUGGAUUCCGAUGAAUUUGUACAGCCAAUUUUCGCGUUUUAAAU
Caenorhabditis elegans is the source of this 1716-nucleotide messenger RNA. NCBI's taxonomy places the organism in Eukaryota, Metazoa, Nematoda, Chromadorea, Rhabditida, Rhabditidae. The record is from the annotation of a RefSeq genome assembly.